CUGGUGUUGUUCUACCUCAGUCUGGGCAUGCAGCUCAAGGAGGAGGUCACAGUGGAUGUCCUGAAGGCCUACAUCUCUCUGUUGAUGAGGGAGAAGCACGUUGAUCUGAUAGCCUUCUACGUCAGUCACCUGCCGUCAGACCUGGCCACCGCCCAGUACGCUCUCUUCCUGGAGGAGGUCACCGAGGCUGAGCAGAGACAACGCUGUCUGGAGCUGGCCAGGGAGGCAGGUCUGGACGUGGCAUCGGUCACUAAGAUGGUGGUGGAGAACAUCAGAGAGAGAGACACUGAGGAGUUCGCUCAUCAUGACCUCACCCCUGCACUGGACACUGGCACCUCAGCGGAGGACCAGAGGAAGAUCGAUGUGAUUGAUUGGCUGGUGUUUGACCCCGCCCAGAGAGCUGAGGCCCUCAAACAGAGCAACGCCAUCAUGAGGAAGUUCCUGGCCUGUAAGAAACACCAUGCAGCUAAGGUGGUGUUCGGUAAGGUCCCCGAGGACUCCAUGAGGGAGAUCUAUCGCCAGUGGGAGGAGCUAGGCCUGGACACGCCCCUUCCCGCGGAGGAUGAGAACGCCAUCAGGGAACACCUGUGCGUCCGAGCUUACCUGGAAGCUCAUGAGGCGUUUAAUGAGUGGUUCCAUCACAUGAACUCCCCCCCUCAGAAGCCCAGUCUGCCGGCUCAGGCCAAGUUCACCGAGAAGGUGGCCUACGAGAUGAAGGAGAACGAGUACCAGCUGGAACAUGACAGCUGGACCGGCCGUCUGGAGGCUCUGACUGAAGACGUGAAGGAGAGGAUCUACAACGUCCUGCUGUUUGUGGACGGGGGCUGGAUGGUCGAUGUCAGAGAGGUCUGUCUAUUAAUGGAGGGGCUCAGCGCUAGGUUAGCAUGUCAGAGGUCUGUCUAUUAAUGGAGGGGCUCAGCG
Molecule: messenger RNA, 921 nt
Organism: Oncorhynchus keta (chum salmon)
Lineage: Eukaryota; Metazoa; Chordata; Actinopteri; Salmoniformes; Salmonidae
Product: nuclear pore complex protein Nup107-like
Exons: 7
Coding region: 28-906 (292 amino acids)
Biological process (GO): mRNA export from nucleus; regulation of DNA-templated transcription; post-transcriptional tethering of RNA polymerase II gene DNA at nuclear periphery
Cellular component (GO): nuclear pore outer ring; nuclear pore
Molecular function (GO): structural constituent of nuclear pore
Source: RefSeq, a predicted model, not a curated record